GCAUGGCGGUUACGCCACCUCUGAAAAGCGAGGUUGAACUGCUACGCCCACUGAUUUAUCUAAUAAGAUGGCCACGAUGGAACAGAAAACUAAGCUCUAGUCGCGCAAUCGACACAUUAUGAUGUCAGAACCGAAACACAUCGUCGUAUUCUUUACAUGGGCGUCCGUGACCAUAGCUUUAACUCUUUCUCAGAGUAACCAGGAGCCCCCAAGACGAGGAAACGACCCUGAUAUACCAGAGUCAGUCAGCAAUACAUUGAAAGAAUUAAGUGAUAAAAAUGCUUCAGAAUGGUGUCUUAACUGGUACAAGGAAGAACUCGAAAACCCAAUAAAUAUGACGGACGUUCUACCGUGCGCCCCUACUUCAAACAUGGCUCGAUAUGACAGGCGGUACGAACGGGUCACCAGCGAUAUAUCUAGGUUUCAUCCUGGUGCUUCUGUUUGUUAUGUGGCAAAAGAAAUAACCAACGCUGGAGUUCAACAGGAAUGUUGUUACGACUCUGAAUGUAAACUCAUGGUUGGGCCAGGUGCAGACAACUCAUCCCCUGGACGACUCAUCCUCUGGACAACUCAUUCCCCAGACAACUCAUACACUGGUCAACUCAUCCCCAAGACAACUCAUACCCUGGUCAACUUAUCCUCUAGACAACUCGUCCUCUGGACAACUCAUCCCCUAGGCAACUCAUAUCCUGGUCAACUCAUCCCCUAG
Molecule: messenger RNA, 709 nt
Organism: Owenia fusiformis
Lineage: Eukaryota; Metazoa; Annelida; Polychaeta; Sabellida; Oweniidae
Source: the annotation of a GenBank genome assembly